AUGAGUGAAGAACAAUUAUUAACAGGAGGUUUCGAUAAUUAUGAAGCUAUUGAAGUACAGCCACCUAAGAAAUCCACUUUAGAGUCUGAGUUAAAGUUCACUGCCAAAUCUUCAGGUCCUUUGAUUAUUAGUUUUUUUUUACAAUACUUAUUGUCAGUAACAACCAUUUUUUCAGCAGGUAAAUUAGGAGCUAAAGAAUUGGCUGCUGCAUCCUUAGCUGUAUGUACAUUUAACAUUACGGGUCUUGCAGUGUAUCAAGGGAUGUCCACAUCUUUAGAUUCCUUCUGUUCCCAAGCUUUUGGUUCAGGAGAUUUCUUCAAUGUUGGUGUAUAUUUCCAAAGAUGUUCUUUGAUGAUCUUUGUGGUUACUAUCUUUCCUUUGAGUUUUAUAUGGUGGUUUGCUGCUGAUAUUUUAACUCCUAUGAUUGGUGAUAGAGAAUUAGCUGAAUUAACUCAAUUAUAUUUGAGAGUUAUUACUUUGGGAACCCCAGGUUUGUUCCUUUUCGAAACCGGAAAGAGAUUUUUACAAGCCCAACAUAUCUUCAAUGCUGCCACUUACAUUUUGUUGAUUGUAGCACCAAUUAAUAUCAUCUUGAAUUACAUUUUAGUAUGGCACCCAGAUUACGGUUUGGGUUUUAUCGGUGCUCCAAUUGCCUGUACCAUUGUAUAUUGGUUGAUGACUAUCUUAUUGGUCUUAUAUAUCAUAUUCAUUGAUGGUAAGAAAUGUUGGAAUGGUUUUGAUUUCCAAAAAGCAUCCAUCAAUUGGAUUCCUAUGUUGAAAUUAGCUUUACCUGGAGUGAUCAUGGUAGAAGCUGAAUAUCUUGCAUUUGAAGUCUUAACCAUUUUGGCUGCUUCUUUCGGUACAGAUGCUUUAGCUGCUCAAUCCAUCGCUUCUAAUGUUGGCUCUUUAGCUUUCCAAUUAGCUUUUGCUGUAGCUGUUGCCAUAACUACUAGAAUUGGUCACUUUGUUGGUCUGAAAGAUGUCACUGGAGCUCGUAAUUUGUUGAAAGUGUUCCUUAUCUUAUCUUCGCUCCUUUCAGUUGUCAAUUUCUCGUUAUUAUUCUUUGGUCGAUCAAUGUUAGCACGUUUAUUUACUGACGAGAAGGGAGUUUUGGAAAUUUCUAAACAAUUGAUAACUCUAGCAGCCAUCAAUCAAAUUUUUGAUUCGUUCAAUGUUCUUGGUGCUGGUGUUUUAAGAGGUCAAGGUAAGCAAAGAAUUGGGUCAAUUUUAAAUAUGAUCUCAUAUUAUAUUAUUGCUUUACCAAUCGGUUACAUCUUAGCUUUUCCUUAUGGUCACGGGGUUGCUGGAUUAUGGUGUGGUCUUAUUUGUGGUGUAGCUUUCUUGGCCGUCUCUGAAUGUGUGGUUAUUUAUUUUAGUGACUGGGAAGCUAUUUUUAUAGAAUCGUACAAUCGUCAUGAUCAUUAA
This is a messenger RNA of Yamadazyma jaroonii, 1425 nucleotides long. NCBI's taxonomy places the organism in Eukaryota, Fungi, Ascomycota, Pichiomycetes, Serinales, Debaryomycetaceae. The record is from the annotation of a GenBank genome assembly.